Messenger RNA from Cajanus cajan (pigeon pea), 3628 nucleotides. The record is from RefSeq and is a predicted model, not a curated record. NCBI's taxonomy places the organism in Eukaryota, Viridiplantae, Streptophyta, Magnoliopsida, Fabales, Fabaceae.
UUCCCUUGGCAUGGCGUUGUCUCAGAAAGGGACAAGUAGCACCUUCUCCACACCCAUGUUUGUCUCUUUCACCCUCAAUCUCUGAACACCAACUUCCAAUUCAAACCCUUCUUCUUCUUCUUCUUCUUCUUCUUCUUAUGGUGACCCCUUUAGAUAAACUAUCUUCACAUUACUUGUCUCUUACACUGCAUAGGUUUUGUCCUUUAAAGUUUCGUCCUUUUGUUUUUCUCCCAUUUUCCACUUUCCAUUCCUUUGUCACAAACAUAGCGUAAUUUUGUGGCAAAGCCAAAAGGGCUUCUGAAUUUUGUGUGGUUGCGGUGGUUUCGGUUGUUGACUAGUAAAAGUGAGUUCCUUUUUAAGCACAGUGGUUGGUGAAGUUGUUUCUGAGACUUGGGAAGGUUCCCAAUUUGUCUUGUAGUGUUAAUUUUCUUCCGGGACUGGGAGGAGCAAUUAGUCCACCUUAGUGGCUAUUUCUUCCUUUAUUAUUGUUGUUAUUGCUAUUAUUUUGGAUCAAUCACUUGUGGCAUUUGGAUAAAAGAAGAUGAGGGGUGGGAAGAGGAGCAUGAUAAAGCUUAAGUUUAGCAAGAUCUACUCAUUUGCUUGUGGAAAAACAACCUUCCAGAGAGAUCAUUCAAGGAUUGGGGGACAUGGUCAUUCCAGGGUGGUUGUGUGCAAUGAAGCAGAUAGGUUUGAGGGAGGGGUUUUGAGUUAUGUUGAUAAUUCUGUUAGGUCCACAAAAUACACUGUUGCCACUUUCUUGCCAAAGUCACUGUUUGAGCAGUUUAGGAGGGUGGCUAAUUUCUAUUUCUUGGUGGCUGGCAUCUUGGCCUUCACAAAGCUCACUCCUUACACUGCUGUCAGUGCUAUCCUUCCUCUGUCUAUCAUCAUUGGGGCAACCAUGGUGAAAGAGGGCAUUGAAGAUUGGCGCAGGAAAAAGCAGGAUAUUGAGGUGAACAAUAGAAGAGUUAUAUUGCAUAAAGGUGAUGGCGUUUUCGAAUAUACUGAAUGGAAGAAUCUGAAAGUUGGGAAUAUAGUGAAGAUAAUGAAGGAUGAAUUCUUCCCUGCUGACCUUCUACUGCUUUCCUCCAGUUAUGAGGAUGCAGUCUGCUAUGUUGAGACCAUGAACUUGGAUGGUGAGACAAAUUUGAAGUUAAAACAAGGGUUGGAAGCAACUUCUUCCUUACACGAGGACUUUAAAUUCCCUGAUUUUAGAGCUGUCAUCAAAUGUGAAGACCCAAAUGCUAAUUUGUAUUCAUUUGUUGGGAGCAUGGAGUUUGGAGAGCAAAAAUAUCCCCUUUCUGCUCAGCAACUUCUUCUGAGAGACUCUAAACUUCGUAAUACAGAUUAUGUGUUUGGAGCAGUCAUCUUUACCGGUCAUGACACAAAGGUUAUUCAAAAUUCCACUGAUCCCCCUUCAAAAAGAAGCAAAAUUGAAAAGAAGAUGGAUAAGAUUAUUUACUUCUUGUUUUGUGUUUUAUUUCUAAUUGCAUUUGUUGGAUCUAUUCUCUUUGGCAUUUCAACCAAACGUGACCUGGACAAUGGGUUAAUGAAAAGAUGGUAUCUAAGACCAGAUAGUUCCACAAUUUUCUUUGAUCCAAAAAGAGCAGCUGCAGCUGCUAUAUUUCAUUCUUUAACAGCCUUAAUGUUAUACAACUUCUUCAUUCCUAUCUCCUUGUAUUUCUCAAUAGAGAUUGUCAAAGUCCUUCAGAGCAUCUUCAUCAAUCGAGAUAUCCAUAUGUACUAUGAAGAAGCGGACAAACCAGCUCGAGCCCGUACUUCAAACUUGAAUGAGGAACUUGGUCAAGUUGACACAAUACUGUCCGAUAAAACUGGAACUCUAACUUGCAACUCAAUGGAGUUCAUAAAAUGUUCUGUUGCUGGAGUAGCUUAUGGCCGUGGUGUGACAGAGGUUGAGCAAGCCUCGGGUAGAAGUAACGGUUCACCUAUUCUUCAUGAGCAUAUUAAUAGAUUAGAAUCAAAAUCAAAUGAAAUCAGGGACUCUCCUGAUAGAAAAGAACCUAUCAAAGGUUUUAACUUUACAGAUGAAAGGAUAAUGAAUGGAAACUGGGUUAAUGAGCCUCAUGCAGAUGUUAUCCAGAAAUUUUUUCGCUUAUUGGCAAUUUGUCAUACUGCCAUACCAGAAGUGGAUGAGGAAACAGGAAAUGUUUCUUAUGAGGCUGAAUCUCCAGAUGAAGCAGCAUUUGUGAUUGCUUCAAGAGAAGUUGGUUUUAAAUUCUACAAAAGGACUCAGACUUGUUUGUCAAUGUAUGAGUUGGAUCCAGUUUCUGGCAAUGAAGUUGAAAGAACAUACAAGCUUCUCAAUGUUUUAGAAUUCAAUAGCUCAAGAAAGCGGAUGUCAGUGAUAGUGAAAGAUGAAGGAGGAAUAAUUUUUCUACUCUGUAAAGGUGCUGACAGUGUCAUGUUUGAAAGGCUUGCCGAGAAUGGGAGGAGGUUUGAGGAGAAAACUCUGGAACAUGUGCGUGAAUAUGCUGAUGCAGGUCUAAGGACCCUAAUACUGGCCUACCGUGAACUUGAUGAAGAAGAAUACAAGCAGUUUGAUGAUAAAUUUUCUGAAGUAAAAAAUUCAGUAGCUGCAGAUCGAGAAACGCUGAUAGAAGAAGUAUCGGAUAAGAUGGAGAGGAAUCUAAUCCUUCUCGGUGCCACUGCUGUAGAGGACAAGCUCCAAAAUGGGGUUCCUGAUUGUAUUGACAAGCUUGCCCAAGCAAAGAUUAAGGUUUGGGUUUUGACUGGGGAUAAAAUGGAGACUGCCAUCAAUAUUGGUUUCUCUUGUUGCUUGCUUAGACAAGGAAUGAAGCAGAUUAUAAUUCAUUUGGAGAUUCCAGAAAUUCAAGCACUGGAGAAGGUUGGAGACAAGAGGGCUAUUGCCAAGGCAUCAAGGGAAAGUGUGCACCAUCAGAUAUCUGAAGGGGCUCAACUGCUUUCUGCAUCCAGAGGGGCCUGCCAACAGACUUUUGCUCUGAUAAUUGAUGGAAAAUCACUUACUUAUGCUCUAGAGGAUAAUAUGAAGAACAUGUUUCUAGAGCUUGCAAGUCAUUGUGCAUCUGUUAUCUGCUGUCGCUCAUCCCCAAAGCAGAAGGCUCUGGUUACUAGGCUGGUCAAAUCUGGAACUGGUAAAACAACAUUAGCUAUUGGUGAUGGAGCUAAUGAUGUUGGAAUGCUUCAAGAAGCAGAUGUAGGGAUUGGAAUCAGUGGUGUUGAAGGAAUGCAGGCCGUCAUGUCUAGUGAUAUUGCAAUUGCACAGUUCCGGUAUUUGGAAAGAUUACUUCUUGUACAUGGACAUUGGUGUUACCGGAGGAUGUCAUCAAUGAUAUGCUAUUUUUUCUACAAGAAUAUCACAUUUGGCUUCACUCUAUUCUUGUAUGAGGUGUAUGCAUCAUUCUCUGGACAGCCUGCAUACAAUGACUGGUUUUUGUCUCUCUAUAGUGUCUUCUUUUCAUCACUACCUGUGAUAGCCCUUGGGGUUCUUGAUCAGGAUGUAUCCGCCAGGUACUGCCUGAAGGUAAGUUGACUGUUUAUCGACUAAGAAUAUGUUUUAGAUUCUCAGCUCAGGUCCUUCAAAUGGUCAUUUGCAAAUAGUAGAGAAUUUCUCCUUUUCUUGUCCGUUAUG